AUGGCCGUCGCCAUUUCUCUGUUUAACGCUAGCCUUUUGUUCAUCCUGACAUUUUCGUUGUCACACAUUUCUGGAAGAAAACCCCAGUGGCCCGCAGGAAUGACAGAGUUUCCGAUAAUACCUGGUCGGCCAUUGAAAAUAUUUUCUCCUUGCGUCGAAGCUGCUGACACCUUGCAAGAAUUUGACUGGCCGGAGUUCACAGCUUCUUCCAUAUCCCGUCGUGUAAACACGUCUGCCUACAUUCCUUCCUCUACUUCUUCCCGGGGGCCAUCUUCUGUGCUUCUUAAAAGACUAAGGACCCCUGGAUCUCCCAGUGGCGAAAUUCCAAAUUUUCUUUCCACCGACGGGCCUCUUGACAGCUUUAUGCCUAAAAAAUCGAUUAUCUUCACCAGUUCCUGCUGUUUUGGUAUGAGCUCCACCGCCGUUCUUAUAAUCGCACUUAUAGCCUUCAUGUCUCUCUCUCUAAGUCUGUCUAUCUAUCUAUCUAUCUAUCUAUCUAUCUAUCUAUCUAUAUAUAUUGGCGAUUUCAAAAUCGACGAGACGACAAAGACUGGAAUGAUCGUAGAAAACGCUGCAGAUACUUGCGAUGACCCACGUGUGACGAAUUCUGAGCCAGAAAGCUCGCAAUCCCUCGAGCCGAAAGAUUCCUCUUCCGAAGGUGACGAAGAAGUCACUACCACCAACCCAAAGCAGACAGGCGUGCAUUUUCUUCCCCUCCAAUCAAAAGAGGCCAAAAUAUUCUUCCUGAUUCUCUGUGCCAUCGUUGUAUUGCCAUUUCUGUUUGGUCUCUGGGACCAUUUGUGCGUCCGUCGCUCAAAUCGGGAAGAAACUCCCAGUCUCAACUACUCGCUCGCUAAUAUUUCCGAAAUUACGGAUACUGGCACGCUUGGAAACCGUCUUGUUGCCCGAACGACACGACUGAUGGCGCGCUUGAUGAACUGGAUUGUAUUUCGUGAAUUCAUCCCGAGAACCAUAGGGAACCAAUCUCUCAACAUCUCAUUUAAUUCCAUGAAUUCUAACCUUUCCCUGCCUCAACCACCUAGACGAAGCCUCCUUCAGAAACGUGACAAAGGAAGUUCUUCUAUCCCUCCUCAUUUUGAACAGUGA
This is a messenger RNA of Acanthosepion pharaonis, 1107 nucleotides long. The record is from the annotation of a GenBank genome assembly. NCBI's taxonomy places the organism in Eukaryota, Metazoa, Mollusca, Cephalopoda, Sepiida, Sepiidae.